Messenger RNA from Mobula hypostoma (lesser devil ray), 1445 nucleotides. RefSeq names its product mitoregulin-like. Gene Ontology annotation, biological process: positive regulation of mitochondrial membrane potential. NCBI's taxonomy places the organism in Eukaryota, Metazoa, Chordata, Chondrichthyes, Myliobatiformes, Myliobatidae. Bases 15 to 185 code for a protein of 56 amino acids. Gene Ontology annotation, cellular component: mitochondrial inner membrane. The transcript is spliced from 2 exons. The record is from RefSeq and is a predicted model, not a curated record.
GUCCCAGGCGGAAGAUGGCUGAAGUGUCGGAGAGGACGUUACAGCUGGCGGUCGUCUUGUCCUUUACCUCGGGGUUCAUCGUUGGCUGGCAGGCUAACAUCCUGAGAAGGAGAUUCCUAGACUGGAGGAAGAAGCGGCUGCAGUCGAAGCUGAUCGAGACGCAAAAGAAGCUGGACUUGGCUUAAGAGGAAGGUUAACGAAACUCGAUGCUCAGCAUGGGUCUCUGUUUCAUGGAAAUAACCCAUAUUCACAGAGAAGUUCCUGGAACGUUGACAAUGGCUGUGAGGAAACUGAAAUAAUCAACUUUGCAAAACAACCAUGCAAAGCACAUUUUCAUUUUUACAGAAAGCUAUUGCUUCGGUUCCUUUACGUGGUACACAAGAACUGAAAUGCUGCUCUAAAACCUUGAUUUUUAUGUGCAAAAUAUGAACUGAUUUAAAUCAUUUAUAGAUUUCAAGUAAGAUUUUUUAAAAAAAAGUUAAUGUCUGUAUUUUUGGGUGACAGAUACCCUGCGUUCCUAGAAUAUUUUUCACUCUUAAACAGAAUUUCUGUCAAAUGAACAAAUCUGUUUCAAAAAAAAUCUAACUUGUCUGGCUGAAAAAGUCUAAUGUUCAAAAUAGAUUUUCUCAAACUUAUUGUUAAAAAUCAUGUGCACAGACUGAAUUUAAAGUUUACCUAUGCUUGUGAUUUAGGGACAAACAAUGGAAUGAUUUAAAGGAAAGUCACUUCUGGAGUUUGAUUUAUAUCAGUUUUUUGUCUUCGUGGGAGGAAAGCUGUUCUAGUUUUGAGCUGGUCUGCUAGAUACUUUAAUUUUUUUUGGUGAUGAACUUUGCAAACUUAAACAAUUAGGACAGUAAAUAAACUUCAGGUUAAUGUGUUUGUAACAGGAAUAACAUACAUAGUAUAGUGUGUGAUUAGGAGUUAGUCAUGCAAACAAGUGCCUGUUGGGUAGUUUUACUGAAAGAUGAAUCCGUCACGGUAUUUAAGAGAAUUAGAUUAACCAAUGAAAAAUACAAAGCAACAUGGGGGGGGGGUGGGGAAGGAGAAUGGAAAAUAAGAUUGAACUGGAUAGCUCCAUCAAGGGGCUAAUAGCAGCACUGGGGAGAUGAUGUCACAAAUCUAUUUGUGGAGGUACUGCGAAUAAAACUCUAGCCAUAUUAAGACUUGGAGUUAUAAACUAUAAAAUAUUUUUGUCUUUUUCCUACUGAUUGUUACUAUUUGAAUCAUAUUCAGUUACAGUGAUGUGUAUGUUUUUCAUUUAUCACUCCAAACACACCAAGUGAUUUAUUUUUUCUCUCAGCUGUGCAUUCUGUAUCAAAACCUCAGGACUUUCAUUGCACAAACACGCUGUGUGGAUGACUAAGAAAUGCCUUUCAGCAACACUUCAGGCAUACCGUUCCAUCAGUACAAGAACUGUGCUAAUAAAGCGUUGGAUUUUGUUGUCA